This is a messenger RNA of Meloidogyne enterolobii, 492 nucleotides long. The record is from the annotation of a GenBank genome assembly. Lineage: Eukaryota; Metazoa; Nematoda; Chromadorea; Rhabditida; Meloidogynidae.
AUGGAAUAUAUUUUUUAUAAAAAGGAUAUUAAACAAAUUUGGGAUUUGAAAGGAUCUCUUCGAAAUAGACUAGCCUCAACAAAAUCUUCAUCUAAUUUAAAUCAAGAUGGAAGUAUUUAUCCUUCUGCUGUCCUUUUAGACGAAAAUUACCUUCAAGAUAUUUGGAGAAACCAAAUAUAUUUACUUCCACAUUCAAAAACUUUACUUAGCCAAGCAAUUAUUAACGACAGCAAUUUUCUUGCAAAUCAAGGUAUUAUGGAUUACAGUCUUUUGGCUGGAAUAUCUCGUGGGCAAGAAGAUGAAGUUAUUGUUGGAAUUGUUGAUUAUAUGAGAACAUUUACUUUGGAUAAAAAAGUUGAAAGUCUUGUUAAAACUGCCCUUCCGAUGAGUAAUUUGCCAACUGUUAUUUCUCCAGAACAAUACAGAAAACGAUUUUAUGAACGUAUUGAUGGUUAUUUUGCAAUUGCACCAGAUCAAUGGACUAGUGGAUAG